Molecule: messenger RNA, 855 nt
Organism: Suncus etruscus (white-toothed pygmy shrew)
Lineage: Eukaryota; Metazoa; Chordata; Mammalia; Eulipotyphla; Soricidae
Gene: STPG4
Product: sperm-tail PG-rich repeat containing 4
Exons: 11
Coding region: 1-855 (284 amino acids)
Biological process (GO): epigenetic programing of male pronucleus
Cellular component (GO): germinal vesicle; female pronucleus; male pronucleus
Molecular function (GO): chromatin binding; histone binding
Source: RefSeq, a predicted model, not a curated record
AUGGAUCGUCGGGACAUCACUGCGACCCCCGUAAGGGAGACCAAGGGCCCUUGGUACUCGGGGCCCCCUGGACGCCGCUGCCUCUCUGCCCUCGCCUUCCCCGCACCGGCCACUAAUACUCCAACCCCUGGCACCUAUAACUUGAAAACAUUCAUUGAAGAAGGCCUAUCAAAUCCAGUGACAGCGACCUACAAUUUUAAAAAUGAGGGAAGGAAAAGGCCACCGCUGGUGCUAAGAAAUGAUCCCGUGUUCACUGACCUUCCCCAGUACAUGCCCCCUGACUUUGUGGAGUUAUUAAGCAAGCAAUUGGCCACGUACAGCUUUAAAGACAAAGGCCGGGAAGACUUCGAAAUGUUGGUGUACCUAGCUAAAACCCUGAAGUUGGGUCCUGGGAGGGCAAAUGCCCUACCCUUUCCAACUCCCAAGUAUGAGACCAGGGAUUUUGUGUUUCGUUCUGCAGUGCAAAGAUUCCCAACAGGUUACUUUAUUCCUCAUGAAGGUCCAGGACCCGGCGAUUAUGACUUAAAGAUACCACCAAUAGCAUCUAUUACUUCUUGUUUUCAAUCUAAAGUACCUCGAUUCUUGCCUCUCUGUUCAAAAACACCAGGCCCAGGUGCUUACACAUCUUCAAAACAGUUCCCCAAACAGCCUCGGACCAUAGCUAGGAUGGGCCGAGAACACAGCCUCUUCUUCAACAACACCGCGGGAGUGGGGCAGGACCCUGCCCCCUUCAGCUUGUUUCUGACUGAGGUUCCCUCCACAGAGCCAUACCUGUCUGCCCUGGGCAGAGGACCUCCAAGGGCCAGACUGGAGGUGGGGCCACCCCAGAAGCCUGACGUGGCUGUGGGUGGGUGA